Molecule: messenger RNA, 4037 nt
Organism: Durusdinium trenchii
Lineage: Eukaryota; Dinophyceae; Suessiales; Symbiodiniaceae
Source: the annotation of a GenBank genome assembly
CCAUUUUCCUCAACAACUCUUAGAGCCAGCCAUGGGAAGUGGAGGAUCGAGUCAAAGUCGUCAGCCCAAACAGGGUUGCGAGCGGCUGGGAAUAACUAUCCAUCAGCUCCAAGAGGUUGACAUUCUCGUGCAGCGCUAUCAGAAAGAUUGGUCUGAGGUGGUCAACUCUCCCACCGUGCAGCAUGUCGUGGACUACUUCAUCAAACCAGAGACCAAAUCGAAGAAGCAAAGCUAUGUCGAAGUGAAGUUUGCAAAAACAAUGACUCCACCCACUUGGUUUUCCUGCCAUCCUUGGUCAAUCAACCACGCCUCGCUAGUGUUGGGUCUGCAGCAUUCGGCAGACAGGCAUUGUGAGACUAGCUCGACAUCCUUUUGGUUAGCGGCCUAUUGCUUGUGUCAGCACAAAGUUCCUGCUGCUGACCAGGUUCUUCCUGCGGUCUUCGGUUCUAGGUACCUCUCCGGGAUUAUAGUGCAUGUUGAUUCACAGCGCGAGAUCUGGAAGAGGAUGUGGUGCCUCUCCGAAAUGUUGGCCUCUCUCACCCAUGACGACCUGAAGAUGAGCUUGGUGACGAUCGAAGAAUCUGAAGCAGGAUCCUCAGCGUUUUCGCUGUCAGAUCAUUUGGUGGGAACUGAGACGGAAGGUGAACGAAGGUCUUGGGAUGAACACUUUCCAUUGAGUGCUUUUGGGCCACACCAGAUAGAGAUUCAUAGGAGUCGUGCGUCAGACCCGGAUGAUGAACAAGCGCUUUUGGGUCAGAUCAUCUCUGCAAGUGGGGAAGCAGCACCAACAUCCUCGACCCCGAGAAACCAUCAGGCCUACAAUUUGGCCAAUACAAAGCUGCGAAGCAAGAUUGAAGCUGCUGCAAUGCGAGUUGCAGUGCUUGUGAAAGACCGCAAGAUGGAGGAACAUCUCUUGACCCGUGCUGCGAAUGAGCCCACGCUGCGGUCUGAGCUCAAACGUGUCCGCGAAGCAACUCAAGGACUCCCAGUGUCACAGGGAUCACCGCUAGCACCACCAGCCCCUGACCCAACCGAAGAGCCACAAGCUGCAGACACAGAACCUCCAUCUCCUGAACCUGCACCACCGCGCGCCAUCGUGCAGGGCACUAGAACUGCCCAAGACUCCAAACGCUUGGGAGCCCGUUUGGAAUACUUGUUGAAAGACUUUCCGAGGAGAGCAAAAGAAAGCACAGGCCAAGACGAUCCAACUUUUCGCAUCAUCGAUGAGUCAUUGGCUCGAGGUCCAACCGGCUUGGGGUACAAUCGUCCAUGCCCGCGGGAUGGGCAACUUCAUUGCAGCAUGGUAGACGCUUUGCGCAAUGAGGACGCACAGAAAGCUACCGUUUUUCUUUCCUGGUGCUGGGACUAUCAUUUGCAGAUGUACGUGAAGACUUGGGAGCAGUGGCUGCAACAUCACCCAGAUGCAGCUGAAGGCUUUGUGUGGCAAUGUUUCUUUUGCAACAAUCAAUAUCGUAUGCAAGAAGUAGUGGUGGAUGACAGCCUUGGUGAGAUUUUUCAAGAUCGCUUGCUGGAUAUUCAACAGAUGGUGGUCAUGCUGGACAAGUUCAUGCAGCCGCAAUAUUUGGAGCGUGUUUGGUGUGUCUUUGAGAUGUAUACCGCGGCAAAGCACCCGGGCAAGGUGACAGUGGAUAUCAUACUGCCACCAGACCAGGCUGCCGACAUCCAAAAGAAGGUCGCCUGCGGCGAUUUGUGGGAGAUUCAAUCGCAGUUUCAAGAAGUGAACGUGGAAAAUGCCAAGGCCUCCAGACCCGAAGACGAACGCAAGGUCAAAGAGAUCAUCAAGAGAGAUUCAGGUUUUCACGCAGUGAACGAGAAAGUUCGCGACACAAUGAUGCAUUGGGUACUGGGCCAGGUGAGAUCAGUCCUGCUUGACCCUAGUGGAACAGCCAAAAGCGCGGCAGAUUUCAUGGCUGCUGCUGGGCUAGCCAAUUGGGUUGGAAAACUCGAGGAUGCAGGAAUUCAAUCCUUUGAAGAGCUGGAGGACUUACAAGAUGCAGAUUUGGAGGAAAUUGGGCUGGACCUGGCUGCCCGCAAACGUUUGCUUGAAGUGCUGGAGAUGGGGCCCUCAGCAAAGGCAGAGGUUGACUUCAAGGUCCAGCUGAGGCAGUUGGGCUUAAAUACGAGUAUAUUCGAAGGUCUGUCAGAAGACGAGGUGAUGCGUGACAGGAAAAUUGAAGAAAAGCUAGCAAAUUUGGGCGAGAAGAAGAAGUUCCGCAAGUGGCGCCAAACUCGUUUGACUGGAGAAGCUGUUGUGGAGGAGCUUGUGGCAUUGGAUAUGCUGGUGGAGCGCGGUCCAGAUUGGUGCUAUGAUGGUGACAGUGACGAUGAAUACACACCCGAAGAUGGAGGGCCUCAGGGUGUUGGGAAGGUUGUGGCCUUUCAUUCGAAGUCUGGAGAGGCUAUGGCGAGUCAUGAAAAUUGCCCACCACGUCCUGGUUGGGUGAAAGUUCAUUGGCAAGUCACCGGUUGGACCCGCAGUUAUCGCAUGGGGACGCUCGAAAAUCCCGAAGCAGUUCCGGAAGCAGAGCUCCAAUUCGCUGCAGCCACAACACCACAACAACAUGCUCGGGCGCUUCGCGAAGUCCAGAAAGGAGAGCUCCAGUUGCAUCACUUGCGGUGCACCUUUGGCUAUCGGUGUGGCACAAAUUUUCCCCACUACACUCUUUUUGACAUCCGCCCAGAAGCAUGUGAGAAGGUGGCUGGAUUCAAGCCAGGCGAUAUUGUUGAAGAUGAAAAGAAGCAGAGAGCCACUUGUGUUGGCUUGAAGUAUCGUGGCGAUGCGAAAAAGGUAGAUCUUUGGUUUCAAGUUCAAGGCAAUGAUGGAGCAGGUGUCUAUAGACACUCGAAUCAUGAUCGCUCUCUUCGGAAAGUUGGACAGAAGCGUUUGCAAGAGGUGAAACGAGAGGAAGCGGAAGGUGCUUCGGACGGUGAGAUUGAUCAUGAUGAGCGUGAAUGGGUUGCUGAGAAUCUGAAACCAACGCUGAAAUACCUAUCCAAGUCUUGCCAACAGCUUCACUUUGAUGUCCGAGAUGAGAUCGUAGAAAAGUUUCGCAUGCCCUACAAGUCUGGUGAUGUUUUGAUUGACAAAGGAGAUGGGGAGAAGAUGACCUGCAUUGGAGUGGCCUGUGACCCAAUAAGGAAACUCGCUGCACAGAAUGGGCGGAGCAGAGGCCAGCGAGUUGUUGGCAGUGUGGCAGAAUUGUGGUUUCAUCUCGAAACCUCAAGUGGUGCUGGGCUGAAUGCAAAAAUGCACAAAGCACUAAGUCGAUUCCAAGUGGUCCACAAUGAGCCAGUGCAGGAAAUGCUUGCCGUUGCUGGCGGCGCUCCAGAUUCAUGGGAUAAGGAAACAGCGAUUGGCUUGCUUGAAAGUUUGCGGGGGAGUCUCAAAUUGGACUUCGUCUUCCCACGGGGCGCCGGAGAGAAUACAGCGCUUGAAAAGUUUGACGUUCGCGAAGAUGUGGUGCAGAACGUGGUUGGCUUCAAACCGGGCACAGUCUUGAGUCUUCGAGGAGCUCCGGCAGGUACGCGCUUAACUUUGGUUGGUCUUCGGCCCGAUCCUGACAAUGGGGAAAUUUCAGUGUGGUGGCAUCACGAAGACUAUGAGGAAGUGCACGCAGGAGCUGGAAUGGUUCCUGGCUGGGAGGAUUUGCGGCAAUUGAUGCGAGACACAGGUGAGACGGUGGACCUCAAUGAGCUGAAGCAACGAAUCAGCGACCCAAGCACAAGGGUACCGAUGGGAGGAGGAGGCGAACUAGGAGGAGCUCCAACAGGAAUGCCCGCAGGGCUGUCGCAGCUAUUAGGAGCAGAUGGGGAAGCCCGUCAACAGCUUCAAAUGCUACAGCAGAUGACUGCGCAGCUCUCACCAGCUCAACGUCGUGAACUUGAGCAACAACUUGGAGGACUCAUGGGCGCAUUGAUGGGCUGAGAGCGUCGCGAGAUGUCGGCGGUCAAAGAAUGACUGCACGCAUUAAUCAUUAAUCUUUGAGCUCCAGGGUUGGCGUUCAGACGACUCGAAC